Messenger RNA from Sparassis crispa, 447 nucleotides. Its product is annotated as Histone H2B. The transcript is spliced from 4 exons. Gene Ontology annotation, biological process: nucleosome assembly. Gene Ontology annotation, molecular function: DNA binding; protein heterodimerization activity; structural constituent of chromatin. Gene Ontology annotation, cellular component: nucleosome. The record is from RefSeq and is a predicted model, not a curated record. The coding region runs from base 1 to 447 and encodes 148 amino acids. NCBI's taxonomy places the organism in Eukaryota, Fungi, Basidiomycota, Agaricomycetes, Polyporales, Sparassidaceae.
AUGGCCCCUAAGCCCGCAAGCACUGCCGGAAAGGCUCCCGCGUCUACUGCUUCUAAGGCGCCUGCCAAGACGACCAGCGACGCGGCUAGCAAGGGCGCGAAGAAGACUAAGAGUGCGGCGGCAGGCGGAGAGGAGGGCAAGAAGAAGCGCAGAAAGGCGAGGAAGGAGACGUACUCUUCUUACAUUUACAAGGUGCUCAAGCAGGUGCACCCUGAUACUGGUAUUUCGAACAAGGCCAUGGCUAUUCUCAACUCAUUUGUAAACGAUAUCUUCGAGCGCAUCGCAACAGAGGCAUCCAAGCUUGCAUCCUACUCCAAGAAGUCAACCAUCUCGUCGCGCGAGAUCCAAACUUCUGUGCGCCUCAUCCUCCCGGGUGAGCUCGCCAAGCACGCCAUCUCGGAGGGAACUAAGUCCGUGACGAAGUUCUCGAGUGCGGGCGCAAAGUAA